ACGGACAAUGUGUGGCUGACCUUUCACUACACCAAUCCCCCCAACCCUUUCCACCGAGAAAUUAAAACCCAAAAGAUCCACGGCAGAUUUAGGCUGCCUCCUUCAUAGCUGCAACGAUCAGUGUUCGUUCCUUUGAUGAUCGGGUGCCGCCUCGGUUCAAUGAUCUCCAUCUAGAGAUUUGAUGCCACAGGGGCGGAACCACGACCAUCAUCUGCAGUGAAUUUUUCCUUCCUCUCCACUCGCACAAGACUAGAAAUUAAGAAACGGGGAGACAGAGGAUGUCUGGUGGUGGAUGUAGCAUAGUGUGGUUUAGAAGGGACCUGAGGAUUGAGGACAACCCGGCGCUGGCCGCUGGUGUCAGGACCGGCCCGGUGAUCCCACUCUUCAUAUGGGCGCCGGAGGAGGAAGGCCACUAUCACCCGGGGAGGGUCUCCAGGUGGUGGCUGAAGCAGAGCCUUGCCCAUCUCGACGCCUCCCUCAGAACCCUUGGCGCCCCGAUCCUCACCCGCCGCGCCACCGACAGUGUUUCCUGCCUCCUCGAAGUCAUCCGCUCAACUGGAGCAACGCACCUCUUCUUCAACCAUCUCUAUGACCCAAUCUCUCUGGUGAGAGACCAUAAAGCCAAGCAGGUUUUGGUGGCGCAUGGCAUCGACGUUCGGUCGUUUAAUGCGGAUUUGCUCUAUGAGCCUUGGGAGGUGAAGGAUGAUAACGGACAGUCUUUCAAUACGUUCGCACCCUUCUGGAGCAAGUGUCUCAGCAUGCCCUAUGACCCAUCCGCGCCUCUGCUCCCCCCCAAGAGGAUAAUUUCAGCUGAUAUUUCAAGGUGCCAGUCGGACAUUCUGGCCUUCGAGGAUGAAUCUGAGAAAGCAAGCAAUGCCCUUCUUGCAAGAGCAUGGUCGCCUGGAUGGAGCAAUGCUGAUAGAGCUCUUGCUGCAUUUAUUAAUGGCCCUUUGCUUGAAUAUUCGGUGAACCGUAAAAAGGCAGAUAGUGCAAGUACUUCCCUUCUUUCUCCGCAUCUGCACUUUGGAGAGCUAAGUGUCCGUAAAGCUUUUCAUCUCGUACGCAUGAAACAGGUGCUCUGGGCAAAUGAAGGGAACACUUCGGGUGAAGAAAGCGUUAACCUAUUUCUCAAGUCCAUCGGUCUUCGAGAAUACUCAAGAUACUUCACGUUUAACCAUCCUUGCGGUCACGAAAGGCCUUUGCUCGAGCACCUGAAGUUCUUUCCAUGGGUUGUUAAUGAGGGUUAUUUUAAAUCAUGGAGGCAGGGCAGGACUGGUUACCCACUGGUUGAUGCUGGCAUGAGAGAGCUUUGGGCAACUGGGUGGUUGCAUGACCGUAUACGCGUGGUGGUCUCAAGUUUCUUUGUCAAGGUCCUGCAACUUCCUUGGAGAUGGGGAAUGAAGUACUUCUGGGAUACACUGCUGGAUGCUGAUCUGGAAAGCGAUGCUUUGGGAUGGCAAUAUAUAUCUGGGACUCUUCCUGAUGGCCGUGAAUUUGAUCGUAUAGAUCAUCCACAGCUCGAAGGUUAUAAGUUUGAUCCCAAUGGCGAGUAUGUUAGAAGGUGGCUUCCCGAACUAGCAAGGUUACCAACUCAGUGGAUUCAUCAUCCGUGGAGUGCACCUGAAUCUGUACUGCAAGCUGCGGGCGUCGAACUUGGCUCAAAUUAUCCAUUUCCAAUUGUAGAAAUCUCAGCAGCAAAAGCCAGAUUGCAGGAGGCACUGUCAGAGAUGUGGCAGCUAGAAGCGGCUUCAAGAGCUGCAAUUGAGAAUGGAGCACAAGAAGGGUUAGGGGACUCGUCAGAAGAAACUAUGGCCAUCUACCCUCUUGAAGCUAGCAUGGAAGUGGAUCACCAACCAACUAGAAUCAACACUACAAAUGCAUCGAGGAGACAGCAGGAUCAGAUGGUCCCCAGUAUGACCUUUUCUUUCCUUAGAGUUGAAGAGGAGCCCUCUUCAAACAACCAGACACUUUCAGUGGGUAGCAGACCUGAAGUUCCAUCAGCAGUGAACAUAAGUUAUGAGUCACAGAGAGAAGAACCAAUCGUUAUUGGAAGACAAACUUUUGGAGAUAUUUCUCAGUUCCAUGUUAUCAGUAGAUUGCAAGCUGCUGAGGAAUCUACUGCAGAAUCAUCAAGCACCCAAAGAGAAAGAGAUGGGGGUGUUGUUCCAGUUUGGUCGCCCUCGACAGGGGGUCCGUCAGAGCAGUUUGUAGAAGAAGAAACCGCCAUUGGAAGUAGUAGACCUUUCCUUCAAAGACAUCCUGAGUCGCAUCAACUCAUGAAUUGGAGGCAAAUAUCACACACUGGGUAAGGCCAACAAGAUUGGAGUUGGAGAUAGACACGACUAUACGACCAAAAGCUGCUGGAUAGUCGUAGACGGUCCUAGCUUGUAAGCGUGUUGACCACUGAUCUUUGCUGCCGGGGGCAUAUUCUCCGCCACAAUCUGCUUACUUGAGGUCUUGGCCAUCAGGCACCUAAACCACUCCCCAUCUGUAACUUCGCUGUAUCAUAGGGUUAUGACAUUGUAUAGUAAAAUAAAAACCGUCCGGAACUUUUUAAGAACAAAUGUGUGGCUGCUGACUCCACCGAACAUGAGCUCAUAGCUAUUGUUCUUUUGAAGGUUAGAUUUGCAGGUGGAGUUGGGAUUGGCCUUCCCCGUGCCAUUUUUGUUGUUACUUUCUUCACCAAGAUAUGAAUGAACUGCCGGCCGUAGUCUUGAACUCUCGACGGUGCUUGAGAUUUUCAGGUCGCCCGUGUGAUCUCAAGCCUGACCCGUUUGGGCCCGUUAUGAGGUAAUAUGCGUAAUUAUAAUCGUGCUCCAACUAUUAAUUGUACACUAUUUGCUACUGUACCGCUUAUUCUAACUAGCAAGCUAAUAGUACUAUUAUCUACUUUUCUAUCUCUAAA
This is a messenger RNA of Nymphaea colorata (pocket water lily), 2905 nucleotides long. RefSeq names its product cryptochrome-1. Gene Ontology annotation, biological process: circadian regulation of gene expression; blue light signaling pathway; entrainment of circadian clock by photoperiod. The transcript has 5 exons. Lineage: Eukaryota; Viridiplantae; Streptophyta; Magnoliopsida; Nymphaeales; Nymphaeaceae. The coding region runs from base 279 to 2309 and encodes 676 amino acids. The record is from RefSeq and is a predicted model, not a curated record. Gene Ontology annotation, molecular function: FAD binding; DNA binding; blue light photoreceptor activity. Gene Ontology annotation, cellular component: cytoplasm; nucleus.